AUGACUGACUUGGAAAAAUGCAUGGAGAACCUCAUUGUUAUCUUCCACCGCUACGCCAAAGACGACGGCGACGGGAGGACGCUAAGCAAAAAAGAACUUAAAAAACUGCUGGAGACGGAGUUACCCACCUUUCUCAAGACUCAAAAGAACCCCAAAACAGUGGACUGCAUCUUGCAAGACCUUGACCAUAACAAAGAUGACAAAUUGGACUUUGAAGAGUUCCUGCCCUUGGUCGCGGGUCUUUCCAUGGCAUGUGAGAAGUGCUAUGUGCUGCACCAAAAGAAGGGCAAACAAUAG
Nerophis lumbriciformis (worm pipefish) is the source of this 297-nucleotide messenger RNA. Lineage: Eukaryota; Metazoa; Chordata; Actinopteri; Syngnathiformes; Syngnathidae. The record is from RefSeq and is a predicted model, not a curated record.